Hippocampus comes (tiger tail seahorse) is the source of this 5237-nucleotide messenger RNA. It is a transcript of the gene brpf1, whose product is annotated as bromodomain and PHD finger containing, 1. The coding region runs from base 782 to 4681 and encodes 1299 amino acids. The record is from RefSeq and is a predicted model, not a curated record. NCBI's taxonomy places the organism in Eukaryota, Metazoa, Chordata, Actinopteri, Syngnathiformes, Syngnathidae. The transcript has 16 exons. Gene Ontology annotation, biological process: regulation of transcription by RNA polymerase II. Gene Ontology annotation, molecular function: protein binding.
UUUAAGUACGGUACUUUUGAAUCAAACCUUUUACAACUCUUACUUUUCAAACAUUUAUUUCGGUAUUUUGUAUGACUUGUGCAAUAUAUUUGAAUUGAACCGUUUGGGUCGUUACACCCCCACCUGCUUCCAUUUUUCAGAGCAGUGGAUUACAAUACCAUGAAAUACACUUUUUCGGACUCAUUUAAAACAUGGUGGCGUCAAUAUUUUUGGGAUUGUUAUUUUAGUUUAUGAAUAAACACGUUCCACCAAGACGGCAGUUUUCGAUUUCGUGAGGUCGAAGAUGGAUAUUCAACAAAGCGGCAGAUUCGCUCGGACGCGACAUGAGAACGAUGUUGAUCACAUGGGAUUACAAAGGCCAAUUAAACAAGUUGAUACGAACCCCCAAAAUGUGACCCAGUAACAAAGGCGAAAGCUGAAGGGGGGGGGUGUCUGGGAAAGGUUCCCCGUUUUCCCGCUUUGUGUGUCGAAUGUGCGGACGGGCGCCCAAGACGACGGCGUUGUUGGAGCAAUGGCGGCCCCCUUUGUGAUUCGGCCCAACUGACCGAAUCGUUCGUUUCUCCCCGACUUUUUCUUUUUGGAUUUCUUUUCCGCACGCAAUGCGACGCCCGCGAGAGUACAUUGUUUCCUGAAACAACCGCGCGCUCGCCUCAAACGCCGUCUCCUGGGACCUGGGAAACACUCGGCGUCGAUGCGUGAGCCUCGAAAGGCUGGGUGCGAUGCGAUGGAAGGAAUGUAAGCCCGAGCAGCGUCCGAGCCGGCCGCGGCCGCCGUUGGCGUGAUGGGGCUGGACUUUGACGUCAAGACCUUCUGCCACAACCUGCGGGCCAGCAAGCCGCCUUACGAGUGUCCCGUGGAGAGCUGCCGGAAGGUCUACAAGAGCUACAGCGGCAUCGAGUACCACCUGUACCACUAUGAUCACGACAACCCGCCGCCCGCGCAGGCCGCGCCCCACAAGAAGCGCAAAGGGCGGCCGCCUCGCGCGCCGCUCGCCGGCUCGCUGGAUCUGGACGACGGCGACCUCGAGCAAGGGGCGGGGCCGGGGCACGGCGGGAGCUCGCCCCGCAGCCCCGGUCGCUCGGAGCCUUCGCGGUCCCCCGGCAGGGACGCCAUGACCUACGCCCAGGCGCAGCGCAUGGUGGAGCUGGAAAUCCAAGGGCGCGUUCACCGCAUCAGCAUCUUCGAGAACAUCGACGUCGUGUCGGAGGAGGACAGCGACGGCGAAGACGACCCGCCGUCCGUCCCGGGCGUCCACUCGGCGGGGGUGUGCAACGGGAGCGACGGCGGAGGCGGCGAGGCCGGGGGCGCCGGCAACGAGCGGCCCGACGUUCCGUCCUCCAACGGGGGCAAAGCCACGCCCAAGUCUGGCAAGCAUAAAAGCAAAGAAAAGAAGAAGGAGGGCUCGGCCUAUCACCACGGCGCCCAGUCGGGCCCCGCCGUCAAGCUGCCGGAGGCCGUCUUCCGCGAACUGGACCAAGACAGGCCCGACGCGCCCCCGCGCCCGUCCUCUUACUACAGGUACAUGGACAAGUCCGUGGAGGAGCUGGACGAGGAGGUGGAGUACGACAUCGACGAGGAGGACUACAUCUGGCUGGACAUCAUGAACGACAAGCGGCGGAUGGACGGCGUCACGCCCAUUCCUCAGGAGGUCUUCGAGUACCUCAUGGACCGUCUCGAGAAGGAGUCCUACUUUGAAAGCCACAACAAGGCGGACCCGAGCACCCUGAUCGACGAGGACGCCGUCUGCUGCAUUUGCAACGACGGCGAUUGUCAGAACAGCAACGUGAUCCUCUUCUGCGACAUGUGCAACCUGGCCGUCCACCAGGAGUGCUACGGCGUGCCGUACAUCCCGGAGGGCCAGUGGUUGUGUCGUCGCUGCCUGCAGUCGCCCAGUCGAGCGGUGGACUGCGCCCUGUGCCCCAACAAGGGAGGAGCCUUCAAACAGACGGACGACGCGCGCUGGGCUCACGUGGUGUGCGCCCUCUGGAUCCCGGAGGUGUGCUUCGCAAACACCGUCUUCCUGGAGCCCAUCGACAGCAUCGAGCACAUCCCCCCCGCGCGCUGGAAGCUGACCUGCUACAUCUGCAAGCAGCGGGGCUCCGGCGCCUGCAUUCAGUGCCACAAAGCCAACUGUUACACCGCCUUCCACGUCACCUGCGCGCAGCAAGCGGGCCUCUACAUGAAAAUGGAGCCCGUCCGAGAGACGGGGGCCAACGGAACCUCUUUCAGCGUCCGCAAGACGGCCUACUGCGACAUCCACACGCCUCCCGGAUCGGCCCGGCCCGCGGGGGGGCCGGGCGGCGCCAGCGCGGGCUCCUCGCAGAGCGAAGGCGAACCGGAGGACGACGACGAGCCCGCCGCGGGCCACGACGACGACUCCAGGGGCUGGAGCUCGGAGCGGGCCAAGCGGGCCAAGGCCAAGUCUCGGCUGAAGAUGAAGAGAGCCAGGAAGAUCUUGGCCGAGAGACGAGCGGCCGCUCCCGUGGUGUCCGUCCCCUGCAUACCCCCUCACAGGCUGAGCAAAAUCACCAGCAACUUAACGGUACCCAGGAAGAGCCAGUUCAUGCAACGGCUUCACAGCUACUGGACCCUGAAGAGGCAAAGCCGCAACGGCGUCCCGCUGCUGCGACGCCUUCAAACGCACCUGCAGUCCCAACGGCACCCGGAGCCCGUCCCGCCGCAGCCGUCGGCCCAACUUCCCGCGAGGGACUGCGAGGAGAAACAAACGGUUCUGAAGGAGCAACUGAAGGCGUGGCAGCGACUGCGACACGACUUGGAGAGAGCCCGGCUGCUCGUGGAACUCAUCCGCAAGAGAGAAAAACUCAAGAGGGAGACGAUUAAAAUGCAGCAGAUGGCGCUGGAGAUGCAACUGACUCCCCUCCUGGUGCUGCUGAGGAGCACGCUGGACCAGUUGCAGGAGAGAGACACCAACAACUUCUUCACCGAGCCCGUUCCUCUCGCGGAGGUGCCGGACUACCUGGACCAUAUUGACACGCCCAUGGACUUCCAGACCAUGUGGAACCUUCUGGAAUCCCACCGCUAUCUGACUUUUGAGGCGUUCGAGGGCGACUUUGGUCUGAUUGUCAACAACUGCCUCAAGUACAACGCCAAGGACACGGUGUUCUACCGGGCCGCCCUGCGCCUCCGAGAGAUGGGCGGGGUGGUCAUCAGGAGCGCCAGGCGGCAAGCGGACAGGAUCGGCUUCGACUACGAGACCGGCAUGCACCUGCCCCGGGAGGCCAGUCCCGACACCCGACGGGCGCUGGAGAGGGAGAGGGAGAGGGAGCGCCAGCGGGAGCGGGAACGCGAGCGAGAGCGAGAACGAGACUGGCCGCUGUCGUCCAAUGAAGACGAGCUCCUGGUGCCGGAGAACAGGCGGCGGUUGCCUCUGGAGGAGCAGCUGCACUACGUGCAGGCGCGUCUGGAGGAGGCCAACUCGGGGAAGCACAGCAUCGGCCAGUCCCGCCGAGCCAAAGCUCUCCGCAAGGAGCUCAGCAUCAUCAAGAGGAAACUGGCGCACCAGCGAGAAGGCGCCCUGGGCGGGGCCCGGGAUUCUCUCGGGGGAGGGCCCGGCGCCGAUCGAGGUUCGCUCCCGCAUCGCCCCUCGUCGGCGGGCCACCACGACGAAGGCGAAGAGAGCAGCAGUCAAGAGCUGGGCGGCAAGGAUCUGAGCGUGUCGUCGUCCGCCUUGGCUCCGGAGGUGGGCCGCCGGACGUCCGUUCUCUUCUCCAAGAAGAAUCCCAAAAUGGCCGGCCCUCCCAAAAGACCCGGACGCCCCCCGAAAAACCGGGAUCCGGGCUACGUGGCCGCAGGGGUCGCCCCCAGCCCCAUCGGGCCCCCUCAGUUGCCCAUGCUGUCGCCGGGCAGGCAAAGGAAGCGUCCCCGCAGCCCCCGCACCAGCUCCACCUCCGACAGCGACAGCGACAAUGACGAUCUGCUGCCGGGUCUGCCGAGCAACGGAUUCGAUGGGGGGAACCAGCCCGUGACGGAGAGCUUCCGCGUGUACCGAAACGACACGCGUCUUCCGCGCUCCAGCUCCGACUCCGAGUCCACCAGCAGCAGCAGCAGCAGCGCCGCCUCGGACCGGACCAGCACGACGCCGUCGAAGCAGGGCCGCGGAAAGGCGUCCUUCUCGCGCUCCGCCUUCCAGGAGGACAGCAGCGAGGAGACCUCCGGCACGGAAAACGAGUCGUACUCGGUCGGAGGCUCCCGGGGAGUUUCGCACCUCGUGCGCGGGCGGGCGCGGGCGGGAUGCUGGAUGACGUCGGACGACUACGCGUCGUUGGAGGCGCUGGACUUGGUGUGGGCCAAGUGCCGAGGCUACCCUUCGUAUCCCGCCUUGAUCAUCGACCCCAAAAUGCCCCGGGAGGGCGUGUUCCACCGCGGCGUCCCCAUCCCCGUGCCCCCGCUGGACGUUCUCAAACUCGGGGAGCAAAUGACCCAGGAAGCCCGCGAGCACCUCUUCCUGGUCCUCUUCUUCGACAACAAGAGAACCUGGCAGUGGCUGCCGCGCUCCAAGCUGGUGCCGCUGGGCGUGGACCAGGUGUUGGACAAGGAGAAGAUGCUGGAGGGCCGCAAGUCCAACAUCCGCAAGUCGGUGCAGGUGGCCUACCACCGGGCCAUGCAGCACCGCAGCAAAGUGCAAGGAGACCCCAGCAGCGAGACCAGCGACAGCGACUGAAAGCGCCGGCGGGCCCGGUGGGGGCUUCUCACCGCAAUGGCCCGCGUCAUCUUGAAAUCUGCAAGCUGGCCUCGGUCGCGCGCCUUGGAAACAGCCCGCCACGGUCGUCCUCUUUUUCUUUUCUUUUUUAAUUUAAUCGGACAUGUGAAAUGUAAUUAAAAGCACGAGCCGAAAGGUGUACAAAGAGGAGGCCAGAAAAGUGGCCGCGCGGCGCACGAGAAAAGCCGCCUUCAACCAAGCACGUCCGCGUUCGGACACCAAACAAACCAGAAACUAAUUCCGCCUAAUUUAUUAAGCGCGGGGUUCUUAGCGACCCCCUGCCGACACUCUGCGGUCUUUUUAAAAUUUCAUCUUCACAAUCAUGAUGUCACCAGUAAUCCCGACACUUCCUGUUUGGAAGCUUUUGUAAUGCCGCGCAGGUCGGCGACCCAAGUGAGGCGGGAACACGACGGCCUCACUGAUGCUUUGUCCCAAGAUGAGCGCUUUACAAGUUUUAUAUCCAUGCAGCUGCCAGAGGUUUUUAGUAAAUAAAAAAAAAAACCACAAUGGAAAUGUG